Actinia tenebrosa (Australian red waratah sea anemone) is the source of this 1063-nucleotide messenger RNA. RefSeq lists its product as uncharacterized. NCBI's taxonomy places the organism in Eukaryota, Metazoa, Cnidaria, Anthozoa, Actiniaria, Actiniidae. The record is from RefSeq and is a predicted model, not a curated record.
AUGGCGGGGCGAAAGAUUCAAUACGUGCAGCAAGAAACACCUUCGUUUAUAAAGAAUUUCAAGGCUCAAGUCGGCUAUAAAGAGCCRGAUAAUGUAGAAAGUAAAUUCGAAAAGCUAGAAAAGAGUUCAAAUGAGGAAGAAGAAGACCGAGAUGGAGAGAAACCCGUGGUUAUUCUUGGUUCAAAUGUUUCUGAACAAGAAGCGAAUGAAUUCCUGGCUAAAGAACGAGAAGAGGAAGAAGAAGAAGAAGAUGAAGAAAGUGAGGAACAGGACCAUGAAGCUAAAAGAAGCAGCAAGGUGGAAAAUAAAGACAAUAAACAAGAAGGGAAAUUUGUGUUCAAAAAACCCACCAAGAGAAAAUCAGAAGAGUCGAGAAAAGACGAUAGAAAAAAGCAAAAGGAAAAACAGAAAUCGUCUAGCAAAGCAGUGAAGAAUGCAAGUCUGCUUUCUUUUGGAGAUGAUGAAGAAGAGGAAGAUUGAUGACGGGAUUCUGGUCAUGCUCCUGCAACUCAGAUGUGCUAAAAAAUUCAAAAUACAAUUCAUUGCUCAAAGCUACAUUGAGAUGCAAGUGCAAUAUGCACACUGUGAAAUGAAAUGAAAAAAUAAGGGAAUGCUAUAAGCAAGUCAAAAGAUACCMAAGGUAUCCCAUGAUGCAAAGCAUUAAAAGAGCCAUAAUGCAAUUCUACCAACGAUUACAUAGUAUAGUAAAGAGGAGCUGAAAUAACCAUCAGCAGGAGUGGCAGUACUGUUGCGCCUUGCUUAAUGGACACACAAAAAAUAUAGACAACCCCUAGCUAUUAUCAGAUGGACUUUUAUAUUGUCCUGGCGAUAUGCAUUAACUCACUAAGAUACCCUGUUAAUAUGGACACUGUAAAUCCAAACUGAUUAGCUAGAUUGAAGAAACAAUAUAUAGGUGUUAUAUUCAUUAUUUUAUUGCUUCCAAGCCUUUGUCAUUCAAUUUUUGAUGGUCUUGCCCUUUGUACCAGAACAUCUUGUUUAUUACUCCUAAAGUCAAAUAAAAACAGGUCUUAGAACACCAAUAAACCAAUCAUAUUACUAACCA